AUGCCGUCAGCCUUGGCCAUCUUCACUUGCCGCCCGAACUCGCACCCGUUUCAGGAGCGUCAUGUCUAUCUGGACGAGCCCAUUAAAAUCGGCCGCUCUGUGGCCCGCUGUCGACCAGCUCAGAAUAAUGCUACCUUUGAUUGCAAAGUGCUGUCAAGGAACCAUGCUCUCGUCUGGUUUGAUCACAAGACGGGCAAGUUUUAUCUCCAAGACACUAAAAGUAGUAAUGGUACCUUUAUAAAUAGCCAGAGAUUGAGUCGAGGCUCUGAAGAAAGUCCACCAUGUGAAAUUCUUUCUGGUGACAUAAUCCAGUUUGGGGUAGAUGUGACGGAGAAUACACGGAAAGGUACGGUUACCCAUGGGUGUAUUGUUUCCACAAUAAAACUUUUUCUACCAGAUGGUAUGGAAGCCCGGCUCCGCUCAGAUGUCAUCCAUGCUCCAUUACCAAGUCCUGUUGAAAAAGUUGCUGCUAACACUCCAAGUAUGUACUCUCAGGAACUAUUCCAGCUUUCUCAGUAUCUUCAGGAGGCCUUACAUCGGGAACAGAUGUUGGAACAGAAGUUAGCCACGCUUCAGCGGCUACUAGCCAUCACCCAAGAGGCCUCAGAUACCAGUUGGCAGGCUUUAAUAGAUGAAGAUAGACUCUUAUCACGGUUAGAAGUUAUGGGAAAUCAACUACAGGCAUGCUCCAAAAAUCAAACAGAAGAUAGUUUACGGAAGGAACUCAUAGCAUUACAGGAGGAUAAACACAACUAUGAGACGACAGCCAAAGAGUCCCUGAGGCGGGUUCUUCAGGAGAAAAUUGAAGUGGUUAGAAAACUUUCAGAAGUUGAGCGAAGUCUGAGUAAUACUGAAGAUGAAUGUACCCACCUGAAAGAAAUGAAUGAACGGACUCAGGAAGAAUUAAGAGAAUUAGCCAAUAAAUAUAAUGGAGCAGUUAAUGAGAUUAAAGAUUUAUCCGAUAAAUUAAAGGUAGCAGAGGGAAAACAAGAGGAAAUCCAACAGAAGGGACAAGCUGAGAAAAAAGAAUUACAACAUAAAAUAGAUGAAAUGGAAGAAAAAGAACAGGAGCUCCAAGCAAAAAUAGAAGCUUUGCAAGCUGAUAAUGACUUCACCAAUGAAAGGCUAACAGCUUUACAGGUACGGUUAGAACAUCUUCAAGAGAAAACUCUUAAAGAAUGCAGCAGCUUAGGGAUACAAGUUGAUGACUUCUUACCUAAAAUAAAUGGGAGCACAGAAAAAGAGCACUUGCUUUCAAAGAGUGGCGGGGACUGCACUUUUAUUCAUCAAUUCAUAGAAUGCCAGAAGAAGCUGAUCGUCGAGGGGCAUCUAACCAAAGUGGUUGAAGAAACAAAGCUUUCAAAAGAAAACCAGGCAAGAGCAAAGGAAUCUGAUUUAUCAGAUACUCUGAGUCCAAGCAAGGAGAAAAGUAGUGACGACACUACAGACGCCCAAAUGGAUGAGCAAGACUUAAAUGAACCCCUUGCUAAAGUGUCCCUAUUAAAAGAUGACUUGCAGGGUGCACAGUCAGAAAUUGAGACAAAACAAGAAAUUCAGCAUCUUCGCAAGGAAUUGAUUGAAGCCCAGGAGCUAGCUAGAGCAAGUAAACAAAAAUGCUUUGAACUUCAAGCUCUUUUGGAAGAAGAAAGAAAAGCCUAUCGAAAUCAAGUUGAAGAAUCCAGUAAACAAAUACAGGUUCUUCAAGCCCAGUUGCAGAGGUUACACGUCAAUAUUGAGAAUCUCCGGGAGGAGAAAGACAGUGAAAUCACAAGCACUCGAGAUAAAUUGCUUAGUGCCCGAGAUGAAAUAUUACUCCUUCAUCAAGCAGCAGAAAAGGCUGCCUCUGAGCGGGACACUGACAUUGCUUGUUUACAAGAAGAGCUUAAGAAGGUGCGAGCUGAGCUGGAGCGGUGGCGGAAAGCAGCAUCUGACUAUGAGAAAGAAAUCACAAGUCUACAAAAUAGUUUUCAGCUUCGAUGUCAACAGUGUGAGGAUCAGCAGAGAGAAGAAACAACAAGGCUACAAGGUGAACUAGAGAAGUUGAGAAAGGAAUGGAAUGUAUUGGAAACCGAAUGCCGUUCUCUAAAAAAGGAAAAUGUUUUGCUAUCAUCAGAACUGCAGCGUCAAGAAAAAGAAUUGCACAAUUCUCAGAAGCAGAGUUUAGAACUUACAAGUGAUCUCAGCAUCCUGCAGAUGACUAGGAAAGAGCUUGAGAAUCAAGUGGGAUCCUUGAAAGAGCAGCAUCUUCGGGAUUCAGCUGAUUUAAAAACUCUUCUCAGUAAGGCUGAAAACCAAGCAAAGGAUGUACAGAAAGAGUAUGAAAAGACACAGACUGUACUCUCAGAACUGAAGUUGAAGUUUGAAAUGACUGAGCAGGAAAAGCAGUCAAUCACAGAUGAGCUCAAACAAUGUAAAGACAACCUGAAGCUGCUCCGAGAGAAAGGAAAUAAUCCUUCCAUAUUACAACCCGUCCCAGCCGUAUUCAUCGGCCUAUUCCUGGCUUUCCUGUUUUGGUGUUUCGGUCCAUUGUGGUAGAGAAAGAAACCCUGGCCCUGGAUGCCCAUGUUGGCUGCCCUGGUUGCGGUGACAGCCAUCGUGCUGUACGUGCCAGGUCUGGCCAGAGCUUCUCCAUGAGAGCGUUUCUUGAGUCCGUACACCGUCCUCCCUCUAGAAGCUGGCACCACACUCAUGCUGGGGACAAACAGAACCAUUUUCUUCCUUUUUUACCUCUUAUAACAGCAGAAGUGCAAGAAUACAGCUGUAGGGUCAUUGCUUUAAAUUAUAUAAAAUGUAUCUGUCUAUAAAGAGGAUAUAAAAUUGUGACUUUAUUCUACUGUAAGCAAUAAUUUGCUUGCAAUUUUUCAUGUAAUUUUUAAAUUAGUAUGUUGAGAUUCUGAAUAUUAUGGUGGCCUAAAGUAGGCUUCUUGGUACACCAGAUUAUUUAUAAUAUUAAAUUUAUGGGUAUUUUACUCUGAAUUCUAAUGGCCAGAUAAUUCAUUUUUCUGAUUCGAUAACUACCCAAACCAAACAACUGAUACAUACAUGGGAAGAGAGGCCCUGUGUGCUCAGUGCCUAUCAGUUUGAAAUAUAUACACAUAUAUAUAUUUUUUUUACAUAUUUACGCCAUUUUUACUUGUUAUAAAACCACUGAGCUAUUGGGAACAAGACUUAGAGACAACUAUCUGCGUGGAUUUUUUUUUUUUUUAAGGAGAAAUACACUUGGAAAAUAUUCUGUUCUAGUGAUAAUUUGGGGAAUAUGUGCACGCUUGUUCAGCCUUAAUGUGACUUGACGAUGUGGAGGACAUCAACUUCGAAAAACUUUCCAUGAGAGUGUGUAUUUUCUUGAGCAAACUGAAAUAUUUCUGGGAGCAAAAACAUAUUAAUUAUACAAUUUCAGUGCAGUAAACCAAACUGUUGAGUCAAUUGGAAUGUAAUUUAUUAAACCUCAUGUAUUUAAAGACAUAUUUUCUUUAAAACCCAAGUUACUUUCUCAUAUACAGCAUUUUAGGAAGCAUGAUUUUUUUUUCUAUCAUCUCUUCCUCCAAGCAUGUUUAAUUGAAGAAAGAAUUAAUCUCUCUUUAGAUAAGCUUUUACUGACUUAAUUUGGUUAUGAUAUUUCAAAGCUAAUUCAUGUUCGAGAUGAGCUGUUAUUACCUACCAACAGAUUUCCUGGUUGGGUAUGCAAAUGAUUAUUUUCUUUUUAUUGUUGUUAAUUGGGACAUUCUGUUAAUAAGAAGCAAUAUUCCCAGGAUUAAUAGUGUUCCACGCACAGUGAAGCACCUAAACACUGCUUGAUGUUAUAAAUUUGAAACACGGAAGUGAAAGUUUAGCUAUGGUUUUGUGCGGCACCGCAGGUAUGUCAAUAAAGUUUAUUUAGGUCAUAGAAUAUCCUAAAGUAUCACAUAGUUAAAUUUUUCAGUCAGUGAAGACUGAGAGGAAAUGUCAGUGAACUGGCUUGAAUGUUCUGUGGCAAUCCACAGGCCUAGCCAAAUAUUGAAAUAGAAGUUUAGGAUAUAAUUUGCCUUGUGAUGUUUGGCAGUCAUUGUUUAUACUUUAAAGGUUAUAUUUUAAGCUAUUUGGGAUUUGCUGUUGGGAGGAUCACUAGAUUUAUGGAGGAAUUAGUCACAAAUGACCUGUAGAAAAUACUGUCAUAUAGUUCAUUUCAUCGUUUUCUGUUGCAGGAAGCCACUCCACCACAGAAUGCUAAUAUGCCAGUGGUACCCAGUACCUCUUGUAUAUAGGUUAUUGCAAAUAUUGUUCUGAAAUGCUUAACUUCAGAAUUACAUUUUUUAAAGUAAAUAAUUGUUUUAAAUCUAUUUUGUAAAGAUAUAAAGUACAAUAGAAUUUCUGGAGUACAGAUUAAACUAUUUGCACUAACACACGUGAUGUGCAUGAUUUAAUAAAAUAACUUUACUCUCCCUA
This is a messenger RNA of Camelus dromedarius (Arabian camel), 4422 nucleotides long. RefSeq names its product sarcolemma associated protein (gene SLMAP). NCBI's taxonomy places the organism in Eukaryota, Metazoa, Chordata, Mammalia, Artiodactyla, Camelidae. The transcript is spliced from 24 exons. The record is from RefSeq and is a predicted model, not a curated record. Gene Ontology annotation, biological process: regulation of voltage-gated sodium channel activity; protein localization to plasma membrane; regulation of membrane depolarization during cardiac muscle cell action potential. The coding region runs from base 1 to 2535 and encodes 844 amino acids. Gene Ontology annotation, molecular function: protein binding.